Messenger RNA from Sphenostylis stenocarpa, 402 nucleotides. Lineage: Eukaryota; Viridiplantae; Streptophyta; Magnoliopsida; Fabales; Fabaceae. The record is from the annotation of a GenBank genome assembly.
AUGGCCGCCGCCGUGACCGAUAUGGCCCGCCCCUACACGCUUAGCCAAAUACUGGUAGAUCUCGUCAAGUUCGCCGUGGGUUCGGCCAUCGACGGCUCUCGCAAAAUUAUCCCAGGUAGAAAGCAAGUAGAUAAGAUGGUGCCAGAAGGAUUAAUGAACAUACCCUUGCCAACCACUGUAAAUACCCAGAAACAUCCUAAUUUAAAGGUUUCAAAUGACCUUCAUUUUGAGACAAAAAUGGAGGAAGUGAAGGAAGACAUGAAUAGCAUAAAGCAGCGGUACAAAACUUCAACCGAGCGUUUUGAGCACUCUCAGCCUCCAAACAAAUCAGAUGAUGGCUUAAAGGAAAUCAAUCUCGUGCAGGGCAAUGGAAGGAGAGUAUUCAUCCGAUCUCGUCUAUAA